AUGAAUCCAGUGCGCCAUGCUCCCCGUGUCAAGUGGUUACCGCCAGCAGAGGGUGGGUAUAAACCAAAUUUUGAUGCGGCUUUUUUUGAAAAUAGUGAGGUAGCUGGUAUUGGGGUGGUGGUUCGGGACAGCUCUGGUAACGUCAUGGGAGCGCUGAGUCAGAAAAUUCCAAAACCCCAGUCCGUGGAGCAUGCUGAAGCUCUUGCGGCUUGUGGAGCUGUGAUCCUGGUGAAAGAACUUUUGCUCUCCCAAGCGUGUUUUGAAGGUGACUGCCAACGGGUUAUUCAAGCUAUCAAUGCAUGUGGUCCCAGUCGUACUCUUUUUGGCCAUAUUAUUGAAGAGAUUCACUGUUUCAGCUCAGCUUUAGCAUGUUGUUCUUUUGUCCAUGUACGUAGAGAGGGUAAUAAACUGGCACAUGCCCUAGCUAGAAGAGCAGUUUUAUCUGCAGAUACUGAUGUAUGGGUAGAAGAGCUACCCAAUGAUUUGGAUGAUGUAUUCCGAUCUGAUUUAGCUCAAUAA
This is a messenger RNA of Quercus lobata, 519 nucleotides long. RefSeq lists its product as uncharacterized. The transcript has a single exon. Gene Ontology annotation, molecular function: nucleic acid binding; RNA-DNA hybrid ribonuclease activity. Bases 1 to 519 code for a protein of 172 amino acids. The record is from RefSeq and is a predicted model, not a curated record. Lineage: Eukaryota; Viridiplantae; Streptophyta; Magnoliopsida; Fagales; Fagaceae.